Messenger RNA from Schistosoma curassoni, 2667 nucleotides. The record is from the annotation of a GenBank genome assembly. Lineage: Eukaryota; Metazoa; Platyhelminthes; Trematoda; Strigeidida; Schistosomatidae.
AUGGGUAAUUGUGCAGGAAAGCACGUCUCUCCUCCUCCUACAGAACAAAGUAGCGAUGUUAAUUCGUUGCAUAAUCCGUGUGAGACCUCCAAAUAUGUCGUGAGAACAAGUUCUCAACCUAUGGACUUGUGUGAUAGUUUCAAAUCUAAUUCUUUAAAAGUAAUUCACGAAGACGGAUUAAUAAAUGAACUCGGAAUAACAAAAGAGCAUGAAAAAGUUUCAUCCAGCGUAACUCGCGAGAGAUUUUCUACUGGGAGAGAUUUGUCUUUUGGGAGCAAGUCCAAUCUAUCAACUCCGAAAACUUCUCUUGUCAAUGUUUUCGCAGGAAGCCAUUGCACUGAAGGUCUUCAGGAAACAGUACUUUCUAGUAGCUUUCACUUUCCGAGAUUGGCUUUAGAGCAGAUGACAAGAGAUAUGAGGGUUCAUCAUUCUGGCGUACGAAACAGUGCGAAUUUCGAUUACUUAGAUAAUAAGCAUCCUGUCAGUCCCGUUCACUGGUGCGUUUCCUCAAGUAAGCCAUCAGAUGAGAUUACUAUGCAGAAACUAAGUUCACCACAUCGGAGUAAUAUCCAUGUACAAUCACAUUCGCAUUUACAACAACAUUCCUCGUUGAAUAUUAUGCCUUUCUUGGUUGGCAACAGGUAUUCCCGAAGUGGCUGUGCAAGUGUCACUCGAAGCGCAAUGGAAUCCCCACUCACAAUCGAUUCAGGGACUCACAAAUCGGACAAACCGUAUAGAUCAUCUGUUGUUGUUGACUCCAAUCGUCUGAAGAAUCUUGAGCAAAAUGGAGGAACAGUUAGCACUGCUGCAACAAUUUUUAUGGAAAAUGGUAGUUCAGAUCAUCAUUCUUCCGUUGGUGGUCUUUCAACUCGUUAUCUUGUUCAUCAGCCUUAUUUUCCUCCAAGUGCUGGCUCAUCCAGUCGUCUUAGUUUGGGUUCGGUUGGUCCAUGUAUUAAUUCGAAGAAGUUCUACCCUCUUACACAAGAAAACUCCCAUAACAGUGAAUACUAUCACGUUGCCAUUUUUGACUAUGAAGCUCAUACAUCAGAGGAAGUUAGCGCACGAAAGGGUGAUCAACUUCGAGUUUUGGAUUUAAGUGAUUCAGAAUGGUGGUUAGUUGAACAUUCUGGACAAGUUGGUUACAUUCCAUCAUCUUAUUUAGCUCAAGCCAAUUCGGUUGAAGCUGAAGAUUGGUACUUCAGAAGUAUAUCAAGAAAAGAUUCAGAACGUCUUUUAUUAUUAAAAGGAAAUAUUCGUGGGACAUUUCUGGUUCGAGCUAGUGAAACAACAAAUGGUGCUCUAUCCUUGUCAGUGCGUGAUACAGAACAACAAAGAGGUGAAACUGUAAAACAUUAUAAAAUUAAACAAUCUUCUGAAACUGGUGAUGUGUAUAUAACUACAAAACAAGUCUUUCCUGAUUUAAAAUCAUUAGUUAUUCAUUAUUCUAAUCAAGCGGAUGGUUUAUGUUGUUGUCUUACACGUCCAUGUCCAAGACCACCUCCUGUACCAACUGAUUUAUCAAGAUUAACAAGAGAUCAAUGGGAAAUUUCACGUUCCUCAUUGAAAUUAAUUGAAUUAUUAGGUGCUGGUCAAUUUGGUGAAGUUUGGAAAGGAAAAUGGAAUGAAACUAUUGAAGUUGCUGUGAAAACAUUAAAACAAGGUACAAUGACUAAAGAAGAAUUUCUUAAAGAAGCACGUAUUAUGAAACAAUUACAUCAUCCAAGACUUGUACGUUUAUAUGCUGUGGUUACAGCUGAACCAAUUUAUAUUAUUACUGAAUUAAUGAAAAAUGGUAGUUUAUUAAAAUAUUUACGUGAUGGUCCUGGCAAAGAAUUAGGAUUGAAACCAUUAAUUGAUAUGAUGGCACAGAUUGCCAGUGGUAUGGCUUAUUUAGAAAAGGAGCAUUAUAUUCAUCGUGAUUUAGCCGCAAGAAAUAUACUUGUCGGUGAAAAUAAUUCAGUGAAAGUUGCUGAUUUUGGAUUAGCUCGAAUUAUUGAUAGUGGAAAUGAAACAUAUACAGCUAAACAAGGUGCUAAAUUUCCUAUAAAAUGGACUGCACCAGAAGCUGCAUUAAUGGGUAGAUUUACAAUUAAAUCAGAUGUAUGGUCAUUUGGUAUUGUUAUAUAUGAAAUUAUUACUUAUGGACAAGUACCAUUUCCAUCAAUGAAUAAUACAGAAACAUUACAACAAGUAGAAAAUGGUUAUCGUAUGCCAUGUCCAUUAAAUUGUCCUAAUUCUAUAUAUGAAAUAAUGUUAAAUACAUGGGAUGCUAAACCAGAAUGUAGACCAACAUUUGCUUUUUUAUGUAAUUAUUUUGAAGAUUAUUUUACAUCAUCUGAAUUAUCAUAUCGUCCAGCUGAUAAUACUAAUAAUAUUGAUAAUGUUGAUGAAAAUGCUGAUGAUGAUAUUCGAAUGUUUCAUUGUAAUAAUAUAAAUGAUCAUGAUUAUCGUCAAAAUAAACAUUAUUUAGAGAAACGUAAAUUAAAUUCAACUUUAUUAAGUCAAGAUACAACUAUCCUAUAUGAUCAACGUAAUAAUAAUUAUACGAAUACGAAUACCAAUAAUGAACAAAAUGAACAUUCUCCAUCGCAUCAUUUCAAUGAGAGUUCAAUGACAACACAACAAUUAUCAAAUUCAUCAUAUAUUUGUACAGUUCAAAUGUGUUAA